Cebus imitator (Panamanian white-faced capuchin) is the source of this 3261-nucleotide messenger RNA. It is a transcript of the gene NADK, whose product is annotated as NAD kinase. The transcript has 12 exons. The coding region runs from base 301 to 1641 and encodes 446 amino acids. Gene Ontology annotation, biological process: NAD+ metabolic process; NADP+ biosynthetic process. The record is from RefSeq and is a predicted model, not a curated record. Gene Ontology annotation, molecular function: NAD+ kinase activity. NCBI's taxonomy places the organism in Eukaryota, Metazoa, Chordata, Mammalia, Primates, Cebidae.
UGGGUGUGGCUGGUGGUCACUUCAAAACAGUUGGGUUUGCAAAAUAACCCCGGGAGGAAUUACAGAGCUUAAGAAAUCCCCUCAAGUUCCCACAGUCAUUGCUUCCUUUUCCAGCAACCCUUGGUGCCCUGCACUUUACUGAGGUCCUGGACUGGACAGCUGUGUGUUCCAGGAAGACUCGGCCAGUCGGUGUUCCUGGACUCUGGGUACUGGGUCCCCGGAGUCCUGACUGGACGGCAGCCCGAGCAUAGCAGGUGUCGGUGCUUUUCUGGCCGAAGUUCUCAUUUCCCGACUGUGGAAAUGGAGCAGGAAAACAUGACCGUGAAUAAGGCGUUGAGUCCCGGCGCGGCUGCGUACGGCUGCUCGGCCUGCCAUGGCGACGAGACCUGGAGUUACAGCCACCCCAUCCGGGGCCGCGCCAAGUCUCGGAGCCUGUCCGCCUCGCCCGCCCUGGGGAGCACCAGGGAGUUCAGGAGGACACGCUCUCUCCAUGGGCCAUGCCCGGUGACCACUUUUGGACCAAAGGCCUGCGUGCUGCAGAACCCACAGACCAUCAUGCACAUUCAGGACCCCGCAAGUCAGCGGCUGACGUGGAACAAGGCUCCGAAGAGCGUCCUUGUCAUCAAGAAGAUGAGAGAUGCCAGCCUGCUGCAGCCAUUCAAGGAGCUCUGCACAUACCUCAUGGAGGAAAACAACAUGAUCGUGUAUGUGGAAAAGAAAGUGCUAGAAGACCCUGCUAUCGCCAGCGAUGAAAGCUUUGGGGCAGUGAAGAAGAAGUUCUGCACCUUCCGAGAAGAUUACGAUGACAUCUCCAAUCGGAUCGACUUCAUCAUCUGCCUGGGGGGGGACGGGACGCUGCUGUACGCUUCCUCACUCUUCCAGGGCAGUGUGCCUCCCGUCAUGGCCUUCCACCUGGGCUCCCUGGGCUUCCUGACCCCGUUCAGCUUUGAGAACUUUCAGUCCCAAGUUACUCAAGUGAUAGAGGGGAACGCAGCUGUUGUCCUCCGAAGCCGGCUGAAGGUCAGGGUGGUGAAGGAGCUCCGGGAAAAGAAGACGGCCGUGCACAACGGGCUGGGUGAGAACGGCUCGCGGCCUGUGGGUCUGGACAUGGAUGUUGAGAAGCAGGCCAUGCAGUACCAGGUCCUGAACGAGGUGGUGAUCGACAGAGGCCCCUCCUCCUACCUGUCUAACGUGGACGUCUACCUGGACGGACACCUCAUCACCACGGUGCAGGGCGACGGAGUGAUCGUGUCGACCCCGACGGGCAGCACGGCGUAUGCGGCCGCGGCCGGGGCCUCCAUGAUCCACCCCAACGUGCCGGCCAUCAUGAUCACGCCCAUCUGCCCCCACUCGCUGUCCUUCCGGCCCAUCGUGGUCCCCGCAGGGGUCGAGCUGAAGAUCAUGCUGUCACCUGAAGCAAGGAACACGGCAUGGGUGUCCUUUGACGGACGGAAGAGACAAGAGAUCCGCCACGGAGACAGCAUCAGCAUCACUACCUCAUGCUACCCGCUGCCCUCCAUCUGUGUGCGGGACCCCGUGAGCGACUGGUUUGAGAGCCUCGCCCAGUGCCUGCACUGGAACGUCCGGAAGAAGCAAGCCCACUUUGAGGAGGAGGAGGAGGAGGAGGAGGAGGAGGGCUAGGUCGAGGCUCGUCCAGGCCUGAAUCUUUCCACUGUCUGUUUUUCUGCCCUCCGUGCACUCUCUGGGGACACACCAAUCUGUGUGUGUCUGUGAACACCUCUGUCUAAAUGGCACGACCACUUCCUUUCUGUAGCUGGGUUAGAACCUGGGUCUGCCUUGUGUCCAGAUCAGCUGUUUUUUUAACAUUUUAAAUCUGACUUUUUUUGCAUUUCUAAAAAAGCAAAGUGAGAAAUGGGCUGGGAGCUAUUUUGUCCCGCUGACUCCCUACCCCCUUCCCCCCUCACCCCCGUGGGUCCCCGGAGCAUGGCCUCCAGCUGCCGGAAUUCCACGCCAGAUCAGUCAACUGAAAUUCAGAGGGGUCAGAGUGACUCGGCCUGUCCUUCCAUGUUGACAAUAAAUGUCUCACCCAAAAGCCUUCCUCGGCGGCAAAGCUUCUGCUCUCGGCGUGAGCCUCCUCCCUAAAACCUCUGCAGGGAAAUCCAAGCGAGGCGCCAUUGAAAGCAGGGGCUUGCUGGUGGCUGGCAAGCUGGUUUUGUUCUGCUCAGUUUCUGGAGAGGGCUGGGUGCAUCCCCCACCCUUCCCGCGCGAGGCCGGCCCUGAGUGUGGGACCCACAGCGGGAGGAGCUGGCGUCUCCGCGACCCACGCCUUCCUCAGUGUAGCUUCUGCUCCCAGGGAGGGGGUUUAAAUCCUGUACAUACUUUUUAAAGGCUGUUUGAAACUUUUUGAAGUGCUUAUGUACAUAUUUUCUUGUACACACUUUUGUGAAGAUUUCGAGGGGAAGCGCGUCGUCCUACCAUUAAAUGUUUACGUUCCUGCUCUGCAAGACACCGUCCUCAGGGACCAUUCGGGGACCAUUCUGUUCAGCGCCAUCCUGAGGGUCCGGGAGAUGGGGUUUUCCGGGCUGCUGAUCGGGAUCCCUUUUGUUUUGUAACUAAUGAGAAUUUUGAGACUAACCCAAGUGAAGGACUCAACACAGUGAUUUUCCUCCUGCCUCUCCCAUGAGCCUCCGGCCUGCAUGUGGGCGCUGCGUGCCCCGGUGCCCAUGUCUUCCACAGGCACAGCGGGCACAGGUGUGUGGAGGCUGUGGUCAGGGCCUAGGGUCCUGGUCGCUACUGCCCAGGCAUGCAUCUUUUCAGUACCUGCUCAUCUGCUGGAUUGUAAGAACAGGAAGUUUGGAGAGGUGCUGCCCGCAGCCGCCCGGCCCAGCCCAGGCACGUGUCUGCCCUGCUCACCCCCAUCUGAGCACCUCAACUCUGCAAACUUCAGCGUCCAAAAUCCCGGGGUGUGAUUCUGGGCAGUGGGCCUGGCUGUAAGUCAGCCAUGACCCUGAGCACAGGUGAAGCCUCCGCCCGCCCAGCCACGGGCGCAGGAGGAGAGAGGGACCAGUGCCCAGCAUUAGGGCCGGAAGACAGCCGUGUUCGGAAUUCCAGUCACUCACCUGAACAAAAGGCAUGAACUGACCUCUAAAGCAGCCUGAGAUGGGAAUGAUCUAGAAAACUUGUGAUUUUUUAAGUAAAUUUUAAUGUUUCAUAUUAAUUUCUUGAAAAUUUAUUAAAUGUCAUUGAAAGCCUUACUACAAUUUUCAGAUCCUUUCAAUAAACAAGACUUGUAAAAAAGAA